This is a messenger RNA of Rasamsonia emersonii CBS 393.64, 837 nucleotides long. Its product is annotated as Thioesterase family protein. The transcript has 2 exons. The record is from RefSeq and is a predicted model, not a curated record. Bases 1 to 837 code for a protein of 278 amino acids. Lineage: Eukaryota; Fungi; Ascomycota; Eurotiomycetes; Eurotiales; Trichocomaceae.
AUGCUCGGCCUCCCCAGACUCUGUGCCCGGCUUCUUCGGCUAGGCCAACGACCACAUUAUCUCGCUCUGUCGGACAUCGUUCCGAUUCCUUCAUCUCAAUCCCUCCGAUAUUAUUAUGGCCAGCAGCAGCAGCGACAAGGCCUGGCCGCAGCCGCAGUUGAGCACCAUCCUUCGCCAUCUUCAUCUUCAUCACCGUCUUCAUCGUCGUCUUCGACGACAGCAUCGUCAACAUCAACAACCAACACCACCGACGCAGAAAUCGACCGACUCAUCUCCAGGCACCCCCUCGCGCAAUCCCUCCGUCGAGACCCAUCCUUCACCGAACUGCGACCGCACCUCGCCAUUCCGCCAUUGCUGCGACCCACGCACCUCGUCGCCGGCGCGCUGUCCGGACCAGGCCGCGUCACCGUCGCGCCGUACAUGUGGUUCUCGCGGAACAGCAGACGCAUCGUGGCCAUGGCGCACCUGGGCCGCGAGCUGUGCGGACACCCGGGCUUUGUGCACGGCGGGUUGCUGGCCGUCCUGUUCGACGAGGUGUUUGCGCGCUGCGCCUGUCCGUGUCUGCCCAAGGGGAUCGCUGUCACGGCGAAUCUGAACGUCGACUACCGUAGUCCCGGGCAUCCGGAUAGGCUGUAUGUGCUGCAGGCACGCACCGUCGAGGUCGAAGGGCGAAAGGCCUGGGUGGAGGGCACGUUGGAGAUGCUGCCUCAGACGACAACGGACCAGCAGAGUGGUAGUGGCGAUGAUUCCUCUGCGCCGGUGCUUGUCGCCGAGGCUAAGGCGCUGUUUGUCGAGCCCAAGUUUGCAGAGUCCAUGCCUAAACUGUACAAGUCGUGA